Cuscuta campestris is the source of this 793-nucleotide messenger RNA. Lineage: Eukaryota; Viridiplantae; Streptophyta; Magnoliopsida; Solanales; Convolvulaceae. The record is from the annotation of a GenBank genome assembly.
AUUAAUCCAGGUGUGUCUGCGUUCUUGAGUUCGUAAGAACUUCCCUUCGUAGGGAUUUUUUCUUCCUCAUCGAAAAGCUUGCCGACGAGAUUUUCUUCUACUUCUGCCAUGUCGACGGUCGAGGAGGAUAGUCCGGCGGUCGAUGUCGGUGAUCCGGCGGAAGACAGGCUUGAACCGGCGGAGGAUGGUGAUGGACUGUCGUAUGUCUAGAUUAGGGUUUUUCUCUAGGAAUCUUGCUCCGAUACCAUGAAGAAAAUAAUAAGAGGGAAAAUAUUCUGUAUAUUGAAUUGUUCUGCUAAGUACAAGGAGUUUCUCCUUUAUUUAUAGGAGAGGAUAAAGACCAAAACACAAAAGGAAUUCUAUUCCUACAAGGAAACAAAUCACUAAAUAUGAACAAGGAAACAAAUCAAGAGCAAUCCCACUUAGAAUGGGAUUUGCUCUCCUUCUUGCCGUGUGGUCCAAGGAGCACCGCACAACACAUUUCAACCUCAGAGUGUGAGCGAUUAUCUUUUGUGCACAAAAGGAAAAGGGCGUAUUGGAUCAAAGUUGAGCUUGGAGCAACUGAUCGAGCCCGCCCUUCUUCCUCCCGCGCCCAUUUCUGGGUACAUUAGAGGGAUUGCAACCAAGACGACCGAGAUGAUAAUAAGCGACUUGUUAUCUGAAACUGCUCGGAUCCGAAGAUCUUCUCAAGGCGAAUUUGAGAGUUUGAAAAGCUCUGGUGAUUCGCAACAUGAUAAUGUGUGGGAUAUUAAGGAGAGGUGGGCGUCGAAGAGAAGAAAGGGAAGGGAUCGUA